AUGGACGAAGACAAGAAAUCGGACAUCGAGUCCCAAUCCCCUCCACGCGCUCCGUCCGUCGGCAUCGUUAAAGAUGUCAGCGACGCCGAUGCCGCCCUCGACUUCCUUCGCGGCGAAGGUCCCGUCCGACCCAUGACCGCAGAGGAUGAGAAACGUCUCGUUCGCAAGAUCGACUGGAUGGUCAUGCCGCUGAUGUGGUCUUGCUAUUGUCUGCAAUACCUAGACAAGACUUUGAUCAACUACGCCAACGUCAUGGGGUUGCAGGACGAUGCGAACAUUACAGAGUCCCAAUUCUCGACACUGGCACUGAUCUUCUAUGUGUCAUAUUUAGGACUGGAGUUCCCACACGGAUAUGGAAUGCAACGCUUCCCAACAGCAAAGUAUCUCGGCCUCAUGGUGGCGCUGUGGGGAGCAAUCGUAGCCGUGACCAGCGCAUGCAAGAACUAUGGCAGUCUGGUGGCUACGAGAGUUCUCCUCGGCUGUUUUGAAAGCGCCGUCGCACCAAGCUUGAUCCUGGUCACCUCAAUGUGGUACAAACAUGGGGAACAACCGUUCAGGGUUGGACUCUGGUAUCUAGGCGUUGGCACCGGCACGAUCCUAGGCAGCAUCGUCAGCUUCGGGUUCCAGCACUACAACGGUAAUGCGUUCACGAACUGGCAGGCGAUGUUCUUGCUGCUGGGUCUGAUUACGGUUGCUGUUGGCAUAACUGUAUUCUUUAUCCUCCCCGACAACCCGAUGAAGUCCCGCCUUACGCAUGAGGAGAAGGUGUGGGCCGUGCAGCGGUUGAGGGAGAAUCAGACGGGUAUUGAGAACAAGCAUUUCAAACCUGCCCAAGUUCUCGAAUGCUUUCUCGACCCUCAGACAUGGCUGCUCGGCUUCAUCGUUAUAUCCUCCAACGUCCCCAACGGAGCGGUCUCAUCCUACCAAGCAACCAUCAUCCGCCAAUUCGGCUUCGACAGCAAAACCACCGCCUUGCUCCAAAUACCCUCUGGAGUCAUCUCGAUGAUCUCAAUCUCCUCUGCCACCUAUCUGGCAGGAAGAUACAACAUGCGAGGCAUCCAGAUCAUCUCGCUGCUCAUCCCCGGUGCUCUUGGAGGCUGCUUGAUGGCGUUCGUGGACAGCAAGCUCGGAAAAUUGAUGGGCAAUUAUUUGACGAAUGUCAUUGGCAGCAGUCUUCCGUUGAUGUAUAGCUGGGUCGCAGCUAACUACGCCGGGCAUACUAAGAAGGUCACCAUGAACGCCUUCCUCCUCAUCUCCUUUUGCGUGGGCAACAUCAUAGGCCCGUUGACCUUCACGGAGAAGUCGGCGCCAGAGUACAUUCCUGCCAAGAUUACCAUCAUCGUCACUUGCCUCGUCGCUGUGGCAUUGACGCUGGCGCUGCAGGCGUACUAUAUAUUCGAGAACCGAAAGAGGGCGAAGAUGAUACGGCAGGGAAUGGUGGAGCAUCUGGAGGAUAUCGAGUUUGCUGACAUUACUGAUCGGAAGAACCCGGAGUUCAAGUACCGGCUGUAG
Saxophila tyrrhenica is the source of this 1512-nucleotide messenger RNA. RefSeq lists its product as uncharacterized. Gene Ontology annotation, biological process: transmembrane transport. Lineage: Eukaryota; Fungi; Ascomycota; Dothideomycetes; Mycosphaerellales; Extremaceae. The transcript is spliced from 3 exons. The record is from RefSeq and is a predicted model, not a curated record. Gene Ontology annotation, cellular component: membrane. Bases 1 to 1512 code for a protein of 503 amino acids. Gene Ontology annotation, molecular function: transmembrane transporter activity.